AUGCCACCACGAAACAACCCCCUCCCAGCGGCCGUCCGCCUCUUCAACUGCACAAUCUGCGACAAAGGCUACCCACGGCAACUCGACUACGAAAACCACCUCCGCUCCUACGACCACAACCACCGCCAACGUCUCGCCGACAUGAAGAAACUGACUGCCUCCAACGAUACCGAGAGCAACAAGCCAAAGCAGGGGCUAGAGAUGCGGAGUAUAGAUGUGGAGAAUGCGAAUAAGAAGCCGGGGGUUGGGAGUCGGUUUACGAAGAUCGGGGGUGGUGGUGGUAAUGCUGCGGCGGGUGGUAGGUUUAAGAAGGUUGGGGUUGCGGUUGGUGGGAAAGAUGGGGUGGAGGAGAAGGCUGAGGUGGUGGUGGUUAAGACGGAGGAUGUGGCUGAGAAGAGUGUUGAAGUACCGGUUGCGGCUGCGAUGCCUGUUGCAGAGGCUGAGGUCAAGAAGGAAGAGGACACUGUCAUGGCGGAUGAUGCAAAGACAGACGAGAUAACAUGGGAGGAGUACGACUUCACGAAGCCAACUGGAUGCAAUCACGCGAGCUGUCCUGGAUGCAAGACAGAUGGCAUCUGGAGUGGUGGAUGGGUGUCUGUGGAUGCUGUUUGA
Alternaria novae-zelandiae is the source of this 612-nucleotide messenger RNA. RefSeq lists its product as uncharacterized. NCBI's taxonomy places the organism in Eukaryota, Fungi, Ascomycota, Dothideomycetes, Pleosporales, Pleosporaceae. The coding region runs from base 1 to 612 and encodes 203 amino acids. The transcript is spliced from 2 exons. The record is from RefSeq and is a predicted model, not a curated record.